AUAAAAAAUGAUGUAAUGGUGUGUCUCAACAUUAACCAAACCAUGACUUCUUUCCUUCAUCCACUGCCGGUCACCGCCACUGCCUCCACCCCCACCACUCUUCCGAAGACGUCUUCCCAACUUUCCGUAAUUGGAAAGCGGAACAAACCAUAUUUCAGUAUCCCUAGAGUUGUAUCAUGCAAGGCCACAAAUGGUGACUUUGGAGAACCUCCUCUAAACAAGUUUGAUAGAAGAGAUGUUCUCAUCGGGCUAGGAGGGCUUGGUGUUGCAACUGGCCUUAGCAAUGAUCGGUUUGCUGCCGUUGCAGCUCCAAUAUCGGCCCCAGACCUGGCUAGAUGUGGCAAAGCUGAUCUACCUCAAGGUGCAAAACCUACUAAUUGUUGCCCACCACCGUCCACUAAUAUUUUGGAUUUCAAGCUACCCUCUUCGAAUUCCCCAUUACGGGUUAGACCGGCCGCGCAUUUAGUGAAUGGUGACUACAUUGCUAAAUAUUCCAAGGCCAUUGAGCUCAUGAAAGCUCUUCCCGCCGAUGAUCCACGUAACUUCACGCAACAAGCAAAUGUUCAUUGCGCCUAUUGUGAUGGUGCUUACCAUCAAGUAGGGUUUCCUGAUCUUGAUCUCCAAGUUCACAACUCAUGGCUCUUCUUUCCCUUCCACAGGUAUUAUCUCUACUUUUAUGAGAAGAUUUUGGGAAAAUUAAUUGGCGAUCCAACCUUUGCUAUGCCCUUUUGGAACUGGGAUUCUCCACAAGGCAUGCAAAUGCCUACUAUUUUUUCAAACCCCAACUCUCCACUCUAUGAUCAGCUCCGGAACGCCAAUCACCAACCGCCGACCCUGCUUGAUCUCGAUUACAACGGCACUGAUGAAACAACUACCAAUAGCGAUCAGUUGUCAAGUAAUCUCAAGAUUAUGUACAGGCAAAUGGUGUCCAACGGUAAGACUCCCAAGCUUUUCCUAGGAAGUUCCUACCGAGCCGGUGAUGAAGCGGAUCCGGGCGCCGGUUCGCUCGAGAACAUCCCUCAUGGACCGGUUCACAUAUGGUGUGGUGACAACACGCAGCCGAAUCUGGAAGACAUGGGAAACUUCUACUCCGCUGCCAGAGACCCUAUUUUCUAUGCUCAUCACUCGAACGUCGACCGAAUGUGGACCGUGUGGAAGACACUAGGAGGGAAGCGAACCGAUUUCACUGAUCCGGAUUGGCUAGACUCCUCUUUCCUCUUUUACGACGAGAAUGCAAACCUUGUACGUGUCAAGGUACGAGAUUGUCUUGACACAACAAAGCUGGGAUAUAAAUAUCAAGAUGUUGAUAUUCCAUGGCUGAAUACGAAGCCAACUCCUCGAAAGUUCAUCCAGAAGGUAAACAAGUCUUUUGGGGUUGCCCAUGCAGCAGAAAUAAAGAGACAGAUCAAGCAAACCACAGCACUCCCCGUUGUUCUGGACAAAACGGUGAGUUUCGAUGUGGCGAGGCCGAGGAAAUCAAGGAGUAAGAAGGAAAAGGAAGAGGAAGAAGAAGUGUUGGUUAUAGAGAACAUAGAGUUUGAGAGGAACGCUUCAGUGAAAUUUGAUGUGUAUGUGAACGAUGAGGACGAUGACGGGCCUAGCGGACCGGACAAGACAGAGUUUGCCGGUAGCUUCGUGAAUGUUCCUCAUAAGCAUAAGCAUGGGAAGAAGACGAAAACAUGUUUGAGGCUGGGGAUAACGGAUUUGUUGGAGGAUUUGGGGGCUGAGGAUGAUGAUAGUGUUAUUGUGACUUUGGUGCCUAAGUAUGGUGCCGUUAGAAUUGGUGGCAUCAAGAUUGAGUUUGCCCGAGAUUGAUCAUCAUGAUUGAAAUCACUUUGCAUUCAUAUGUGAGUUAAUAAAACGGAUUGAUUAUGUUCGAUUAUGGGUUUUUUAGUAAUUUUUUAAAAAUUAGCAUUUAAAGAAUUAGUAUUCAAGUGUAACACGUGUAAGUCUUACAUAAAUUAUGAAAUGGUUCAUCACCAAAGCAGUAGGAUCAAAUUAAAGCCCUA
Messenger RNA from Rubroshorea leprosula, 2009 nucleotides. The record is from the annotation of a GenBank genome assembly. NCBI's taxonomy places the organism in Eukaryota, Viridiplantae, Streptophyta, Magnoliopsida, Malvales, Dipterocarpaceae.